Messenger RNA from Trichomycterus rosablanca, 1777 nucleotides. RefSeq names its product mitochondrial adenyl nucleotide antiporter SLC25A24-like. Gene Ontology annotation, cellular component: mitochondrial inner membrane. Gene Ontology annotation, biological process: transmembrane transport; ADP transport; ATP transport. The coding region runs from base 71 to 1504 and encodes 477 amino acids. Lineage: Eukaryota; Metazoa; Chordata; Actinopteri; Siluriformes; Trichomycteridae. The transcript is spliced from 11 exons. The record is from RefSeq and is a predicted model, not a curated record. Gene Ontology annotation, molecular function: calcium ion binding; ATP transmembrane transporter activity.
CAUCUCUAUCCAGUGUAAACAAACGAGGUUAUUUACUCUUAGCAGGCUUUCUGUCGGCCCGACAGCAUUGAUGAUGCUUGCACUAUUAAAAGGAUCCAUCAUGACGGAUUGCCGGUGCUGGGAUGCGGCCAGUAGGAAAAGCUACGAGGAGCUGUUUGAUAAACUGGACACGAAUAAAGAUGGUAAAGUGGAUGUCGUAGAGCUCCGGGCAGGUCUCUUAGCCAUGGGCAUUGCCCUCCGUACUGGUGCGGCUCAGAAAAUACUCGCCACUGGAGACAAAAACAAGGAUGGCCUGCUUGACUUCAGCGAGUUUGCCAGAUACCUAAAGGAGCACGAGAAGAAACUGUGGCUUACAUUUAAGAGCCUGGACAAGAAUAAUGAUGGUCAUCUGGAUGCCUGUGAGAUCAAACAGUCACUGGCUGAGUUGGGAAUGGACAUAUCUUCAGAAUCAGCACUGAAAAUCCUACAGAGUAUUGACAGUGACGGAACCAUGACCGUGGACUGGAACGAGUGGAGAGAGCACUUUCUGUUCAACCCUGCUACCGACCUGGAGGAAAUUAUUCGAUACUGGAAGCACUCCUCGCAGCUGGACAUUGGUGAUAAUCUCGCCGUUCCCGAUGAAUAUACAGUCGAGGAGAAGAUCACUGGCGGUUGGUGGAAACAGCUGGUCGCCGGGGCAACAGCUGGAGCAGUCUCUCGGACAGGCACCGCCCCUCUGGACAGAAUUAAGGUUUUAAUGCAGGUUCAUGCAUCCAGGUCAAAUCAAAUUACUCUGGUCGGUGCAUUCACCCGGAUGCUUAAGGAAGGAGGAGUGACGUCUCUGUGGAGGGGAAACGGCCUUAAUGUUUUGAAAAUCGCCCCUGAGACUGCCAUCAAAUUCAUGGCAUAUGAACAGUAUAAGAAGUAUCUCUCACCAGAAAAGGAUAAAAUACAGACUGCACAGAGAUUCAUGGCCGGAUCUUUAGCUGGAGCCACAGCACAGACCGCCAUUUACCCUAUGGAGGUAGUGAAGACUAGACUGACUCUGAGAAGUACCGGACAGUAUUCAGGAAUUGUCGACUGUGCCAGGAUGAUCCUGAAAAAAGAGGGCAUCAAGACUUUCUAUAAAGGUUACGUGCCUAACUUGCUGGGCAUCAUUCCUUACGCUGGCAUUGACCUGGCUGUUUACGAGAGUCUGAAGAAUGCCUGGCUGUCGCACUACGCCCGUGACACUGCCAACCCCGGAGUCCUGGUCCUGCUUGGCUGUGGCACAGUCUCCAGCACAUGUGGGCAGCUGGCCAGUUACCCUCUGGCUCUCAUACGCACCCGCAUGCAGGCACAAGCAUCUUUAGGUAACUCGGAGCAGCUCACCAUGCGGUCUCUGAUAAAGAGCAUUGUGGCAAAGGAAGGAUUCUUCGGUCUCUACCGCGGCAUCCUUCCCAACUUCAUGAAGGUCAUCCCGGCUGUGAGCAUCAGCUACGUGGUGUACGAGUACACGAAAUCAUCGCUGGGAAUCUCAAAGUGAACGUGGCCAGGCUGCGUUCACAAAAUGCCGUGUAGGAAGGUUUCUGAGUCUGUUAAGCUCUUAUGAAGCUUUGUGAAUCAGAUACUGACUGUAGCGAUGUGUCGUCUGCUGAACUAUUGAAUCACUUAUGUAUUCCAUACUGGUGAAUCAGUAGUGUUUGGUUUGUGUGGAAACAGGGAUGGAAUGGUACUAGGUCAGAUGCAGCUUACAAUCUGCAUGUUUUGUUUUAAUGUAUGAUAGCCAAAAGUAUGUAGACACACCCUUUAACUUAGU